AUGGACGGUCCGGACCAGAUUGGCCCUGAUCAGACGCCCAAGCGGACGAUCAGCGACCAUUUCCGACGCGCGGUGCAGACUUUCACUACGCGUGAGGGUUUGCUAGGAGACUACGAUUAUGGAUACCUUUUCAUUCCACGACUGCCAUUUACCAAGCGAGCCCGCAAAUCUGCACCUUUCUUCGGUCUCGAGGACCGCGUGCCCGUUGUUCUCGCAUUGAUUUUGGGAUUGCAGCAUGCACUGGCGAUGUUGGCUGGUGUGAUUUCACCACCUAUCUUGCUCGGCGGCUCAGCCGGUGUCAACUUCGACGAUGUACUAUACCAAUAUUUGGUCUCAACUUCGUUGAUCGUAUCCGGCGUUCUGAGUGCGGCUCAGAUGUUCCGGCUUCGUAUCUGGGGCACCAAAUACUACAUUGGAACCGGACUGCUCUCGGUUGUUGGUACAUCCUUUUCAACCAUUACAGUCGCACAGGGUGCCUUCUCCCAGAUGUAUCAAUCGGGCUACUGUCCCACCUCUGAGGACGGAACUAGGCUUCCCUGCCCCAGGGGCUACGGUGCUUUGCUUGGCACCUCAUGCCUUUGUGCGCUGCUCGAAAUCGGCAUGUCCUUCAUGAGUAGCAAGAUCCUUGCUCGCGUCUUCCCGACUCUCGUCACCGGCCCCACUGUUCUUCUGAUUGGUGCUUCACUCAUCAAGUCCGCGAUGCAAGAUUGGGCUGGUGGCGCGGGAUGCGGAGCUAAUCCCGCCGCUCGCGCUUUGUGCCCAAGCCCCUCUGCUCCCCACCCUCUGCCCUGGGGAAGCCCUGAGUUCAUUGGGUUGGGUUUCCUUGUCUUCGUCACGAUCAUCAUCUGCGAGCGCUGGGGUCCCCCAAUCCUCAAGAGUUGCUCUGUAAUUGUUGGUCUGCUGGUUGGCUCAAUCGUUGCCGCGGCAUGCAACUACUUCGAUGAUUCUGGUAUCGCCGUUGCACCGGUGGCUUCUUUCGCCUGGGUCCACACGUUCCCUCUGACGAUCUAUCCGCCUCUGAUUUUGCCGUUGCUUGCGCUGUACAUCGUUAUCAUGAUGGAGUCCAUUGGUGAUAUCACGGCAACAUGCGACGUCUCCCGACUCGCGGUUGAGGGUCCUACCUUCGAUUCUCGGAUUCAAGGCGGUGUCCUGGGUAGCGGUCUCACCUGUCUCAUGGCAGGCUUGAUGACUAUCAGCCCGAUGUCCGUCUUCGCCCAGAACAACGGUGUCAUUGCGCUUACCAAAUGCGCUAAUCGUACCGCUGGCUACUGUUGCUGCUUGUUCCUGAUUAUCAUGGGAAUCUUCUCCAAGUUUGCCGCUGCGCUGGUUUCAAUCCCCAGCCCCGUCCUAGGAGGCAUGACCGCUUUCCUCUUCAGUUCCGUGGCAGUUAGUGGUCUGCGUAUCAUCGUCUCUAUCGAUUUCACUCGCCGCAACCGGUUCAUUCUCACAGCUAGUUUCGCCAUUGGAAUGGGCGUCACUCUCGUUCCCGACUGGUUCGGUUACUUCUUCUCCUACAAGGGUGACAACCAUGCCCUCGAAGGUCUGCUCAAUGCUGUUAACUUGAUCAUGGAGAACGGAUUCGCUAUCUGUGCGCUUCUUGGCAUCUUCCUUAACCUCUUCAUUCCCGACGAGCCCGAGGAAAUUCCUGCUAUCUUUGAGUCAAAUGAGUCGGAUGACGACCGCGUGCAGAUUGGUGCCCAUGAUCAGUCGACUGCUAAGAUGGAUCAGCCGGCUGCUCCAAGUGUUUGA
This is a messenger RNA of Penicillium paradoxum, 1749 nucleotides long. RefSeq names its product nucleobase:cation symporter-2 family protein. Gene Ontology annotation, biological process: xanthine transport; transmembrane transport. Bases 1 to 1749 code for a protein of 582 amino acids. The transcript is spliced from 4 exons. Gene Ontology annotation, molecular function: xanthine transmembrane transporter activity. The record is from RefSeq and is a predicted model, not a curated record. Gene Ontology annotation, cellular component: fungal-type vacuole; membrane. Lineage: Eukaryota; Fungi; Ascomycota; Eurotiomycetes; Eurotiales; Aspergillaceae.